AUGGCGGAAAACAAAGGCGGCGGCGAGGCUGAGAGCGGUGGCGGGGGCAGCGGCAGUGCGCCGGUAACUGCCGGGGCCGUCGGGCCCGCGGCGCAGGAGGCGGAGCCGCCUCUCGCCGCGGUGCUGGUGGAGGAGGAGGAGGAGGAAGGCGGCAGGGCCGACGCGGAGAGCGGCGCGGCCGGGCCCGACGACGGGGGGGUGGCCGCGGCCUCCUCCGGCUCGGCCCCGGCUGCUUCAGCCCCUGCGGCCUCAGUGGGCCCUGCAGUUCCCGGGGGGGCGGUAUUGACGCCGGCCCCGGCUCCAGCCUCAGCUCCCGCUCCAGGUCCUUCGGCGGGGCCGCCUCUUGGACCGCCAGCCUCGCUCCUGGACACCUGCGCCGUGUGUCAGCAGAGCUUGCAGAGCCGGCGUGAGGCGGAGCCCAAGCUGCUGCCCUGCCUUCACUCCUUCUGCCUGCGCUGCCUGCCGGAGCCGGAGCGCCAGCUCAACGUGCCCAUCCCGGGGGGCAGCAACGGCGACAUCCAGCAAGUUGGUGUAAUACGGUGCCCAGUAUGCCGCCAAGAAUGCAGACAGAUAGACCUUGUGGAUAAUUAUUUUGUGAAAGAUACAUCUGAAGCUCCUAGCAGUUCUGAUGAGAAAUCAGAACAGGUAUGUACUAGUUGUGAAGACAAUGCAAGUGCAGUUGGCUUUUGUGUAGAAUGUGGAGAGUGGCUAUGUAAGACAUGUAUUGAAGCACAUCAAAGAGUAAAAUUCACUAAAGAUCACUUGAUCAGGAAGAAAGAAGAUGUCUCAGAGUCUGUUGGAGCAUCUGGUCAGCGCCCUGUUUUCUGCCCUGUACACAAACAAGAACAGUUGAAACUUUUCUGUGAAACAUGUGAUAGACUGACAUGUAGAGACUGUCAGCUAUUGGAACACAAAGAACAUAGGUACCAGUUUUUGGAAGAAGCUUUUCAAAACCAGAAAGGUGCAAUUGAGAAUCUACUGGCUAAACUUCUUGAGAAGAAGAAUUAUGUUCAUUUUGCAGCUACUCAGGUGCAGAAUAGGAUAAAAGAAGUAAAUGAGACUAACAAGCGAGUAGAACAGGAAAUUAAAGUGGCUAUUUUCACCCUUAUCAAUGAAAUAAAUAAGAAAGGAAAAUCUCUCUUACAGCAGCUAGAGAAUGUUACAAAAGAAAGACAGAUGAAGUUACUACAGCAGCAGAAUGACAUCACGGGCCUGUCCCGGCAGGUGAAGCAUGUUAUGAACUUCACAAACUGGGCAAUUGCAAGUGGCAGCAGCACAGCCCUGCUGUACAGCAAACGACUGAUUACUUUUCAAUUGCGCCAUAUUUUGAAAGCUCGUUGUGAUCCUGUCCCUGCUGCUAAUGGAGCAAUACGUUUCCAUUGUGAUCCCACCUUCUGGGCAAAGAAUGUAGUCAAUUUAGGUAAUCUAGUAAUAGAGAGUAAACCAGCUCCUGGGUAUACUCCUAAUGUUGUAGUUGGGCAAGUUCCUCCAGGGACAAACCACAUUAAUAAAACCCCUGGACAGAUUAACUUAGCACAGCUUCGACUCCAGCACAUGCAGCAACAAGUGUAUGCACAGAAGCAUCAGCAGUUGCAGCAGAUGAGAAUGCAGCAACCACCUGCACCUGUACCAACAACAACAACAACAACACAGCAGCACCCACGACAAGCAGCUCCUCAGAUGUUACAACAACAGCCUCCUAGACUGAUCAGUGUGCAAGCAAUGCAAAGAAACAACAUGAACUGUGGAUCUUUCCAAGCCCAUCAGAUGAGAUUGGCUCAGAAUGCUGCCCGAAUAUCAGGGAUACCCAGGCACAGCGGCCCUCAAUAUUCCAUGAUGCAGCCACACCUCCAAAGACAACACUCAAACCCAGGGCAUGCUGGACCCUUCCCUGUUGUGUCGGCACACAACACAAUCAACCCAACCAGCCCUACUACAGCUACUAUGGCAAGUGCAAACCGCGGUCCCACCAGCCCAUCUGUUACAGCAAUAGAGCUAAUCCCUUCAGUUACCAAUCCAGAAAACCUUCCAUCGCUGCCAGAUAUUCCACCCAUACAGUUGGAAGAUGCUGGUUCAAGUAGUUUAGAUAAUCUACUAAGUAGAUACAUCUCAGGCAGUCACCUACCCCCACAGCCUACAAGCACCAUGAAUCCCUCUCCAGGCCCCUCUGCCCUAUCUCCAGGAUCAUCAGGUUUAUCCAAUUCACACACACCUGUGAGACCCCCUAGUACCUCUAGUACUGGCAGUCGAGGCAGCUGUGGGUCAUCAGGAAGAACUGCUGAGAAGACAAGUCUUAGUUUCAAGUCUGAUCAAGUGAAGGUCAAGCAAGAACCUGGGACUGAAGAUGAAAUAUGUAGCUUCUCAGGAGCUGUGAAACAAGAGAAGACAGAGGAUGGCAGGAGGAGCGCCUGCAUGCUGAGCAGUCCUGAGAGUAGUUUGACACCACCUCUCUCAACCAACCUGCACCUAGAAAGUGAGUUGGAUGCAUUACCAGGCCUGGAAAACCAUGUGAAAACUGAGCCUACAGAUACGAAUGAGAGCUGCAAACAGUCAGGACUCAGCAGCCUUGUUAAUGGAAAGUCCUCAAUUCGAAGCCUCAUGCAUAGGUCGGCGAGAAUGGGAGGAGACGGUAACAGCAAAGAUGACGACCCCAAUGAAGACUGGUGUGCUGUCUGCCAAAAUGGAGGGGAUCUCUUGUGCUGUGAAAAAUGUCCAAAGGUCUUUCAUCUAACUUGUCAUGUUCCAACACUUCUUAGCUUUCCAAGUGGGGACUGGAUAUGCACGUUUUGCAGAGAUAUUGGGAAGCCAGAGGUUGAAUAUGAUUGUGACAAUUUGCAACAUAGUAAGAAGGGGAAAACUGCACAGGGAUUAAGUCCUGUGGACCAAAGGAAAUGUGAACGUCUUCUGCUUUACCUCUAUUGUCAUGAAUUAAGUAUUGAAUUCCAGGAGCCAGUUCCUGCUUCGAUACCAAACUACUAUAAAAUUAUAAAGAAACCAAUGGAUUUAUCCACUGUGAAAAAGAAGCUUCAAAAAAAACAUUCCCAACACUACCAAGUCCCAGAUGACUUUGUGGCUGACGUCCGUUUGAUCUUCAAGAACUGUGAAAGGUUUAAUGAAAUGAUGAGAGUUGUUCAAGUUUAUGCAGAAACACAAGAGAUUAAUUUGAAGGCUGAUUCAGAAGUAGCUCAGGCAGGGAAAGCAGUUGCAUUGUACUUUGAAGAUAAACUCACAGAGAUCUACUCAGACAGGACCUUCGCACCUUUGCCAGAGUUUGAGCAGGAAGAGGAUGAUGGUGAGGUAACUGAGGACUCUGAUGAAGACUUUAUACAACCCCGCAGAAAACGCCUAAAGUCAGAUGACAGACCAAUACAUAUAAAAUGAAAUGACAUGAACUUAAAUCAACUGUUUAAACAGAGAAGAGAAAACACUUUUAUUUAAGUGUUUCUGGAAUAUCUGCCUAUAGUGGGCACAUCUUUGAAGAAGCUGAUAGCUUUUACAUAGUAUUAGAUUGAAAUAAUGGACAGAAAACACAUUCUUGUCAAGAAAAGGGGAGAGAACUCUAUUUGCACCAUUAAAAGUAAAAUAGAAAGCAAAAGUGAAUUCAUACAAAGAUUUCUGUUACUAAAAAUAAGAGUUCUGACCGUUAGAAUUGGCAGGUGUUGAUGCCUGUGGUAUUGAUUGGUACAGGAUGCUGGGUAUAAACACUUGAGGGUCAUGUCGCUUGAUCAGUUGUUUCUUUGGACCAUCAUGCGCAGUUACUAAAACAACGUGUAUGCCUCCCCCUCCACACACACAUGCACUGGCUUGUUUUCUAGUUAAAGUCAAAGUUGUUCAGAUUCCAUUUUUGAUGUCAAUGCACAUGUACAUUGAAUCAUACACUUACAUUGUUUCUCAUUUUGAUGCCCUUGGGCCUUAGUUUUUAUAUUGUUUUAAAGAAUUCAGCAGUAGUGUUAUUUCUGUUCAUACUUGGAGUCUAGGAAACAUGACCAUUGAUCAUCAUUUAAUCAACUUUAAUGGUCUACUGAAAUAAAUAUGGAAACUUUCCAGUAGCAGAUCAUAUAAUUACAAUAAUCAUUUCCAGAAAACACUUCCACAGACUUGCACCUCAGCCAAAUCACCGUUUCACACAGUUAUUCCCAUGAAAGGCAGAAUGUUUGUUUUAAAAUUAACCUAGUUUUCUGUGUAUUUAAAUUUGAUUGAGAAGGUGACAGCUGGCUCUUAUCCAGUCUUCCUUCGUACCAGUUUUCUGAUAGACCACUAUUGGCAAACAGUAAAUCUGUCAACUACCAAAUGUGUAAAAUUUUCUGUAUUUCACUUUGUCUUAUUUGUAAAUAGUGAACUAAAACUUCUGGCAGAUCAGCAACAUUUGCUGAGCCUGUUUUUUAAGCUAAUGUGUAUUCUUACUAAUGUUCCUAUCAAGAAUGGAUUUGUAAUAUAUGCUGUCUAUUUCUAAUGUUCACAUUCAUAUUUUGAAGUUCUAUGUUAUUUUAAUAGAGAACAGACUUCUCAGAAAAUCUUCAGAAGCAGCUUAUUAUUAAAAUAUCAAAAUAUUGAAAUAAACCUGGUGGGGUUAGAUUACUCAUCUGUCCACCAAGUGGGACAUUUGCAUGGACUGGGAGCCUAACAGACAGAAAAGACCUGUAAGUAAAUCCUGAAAAUGCGCCAGUUCCCACUUAAAUGGUCAGGGGAGUAAUCCCACCUGUACGCCCUGACUUUGGCACCCGAGGCAGAUAAACCACCUUGGCUCUGUUUCAUUUUUCUCCUCUUCAUUUCUAAUGCUCAUAUUGAAGAUGUGUGUUUUAGACUGCGUACCUACAGGCAUCUCUUUUUUUUUUUUUUUGGAUUUAAAAUUUUAGUCCUACUUUUGUAUGGACACAUUAGAAUAUAAAGUGACCAAAAUAGAAGACUCUCCAUUAGAUAUUUUCAGACAUCAGCAGAUUUGUGGCAAAUUGUUUGCCUUUUAAAAAAAUCCAGUUUAAGCAGUUCAGACAGAUUACUCAGAAGAAAUUAUUUCACAUACUUGUCUAAGAGGUAAAUAUUUUUUAGUGCAUAUUGAAUUAAAUAAAGUGUUCUAAAGAAAUUAUUACGCAAACUCCUUUGGGUUGUUUUUCUUUUCUUAACAAGUGGUGGGGGUAAACAGGAAUGUGAUUCAAGCCUUCUGAUGGUAUAUUUAAACAGUGUUGAUUUUGUUACUGCUAUUGACCUCAUUCUCCAGCUUCCUUUCAGCUUCUCUUUCGGUUUUGUUGUAAGUUAAAACCAUAUCCCUAACUGUUUUAUUACUUUACUCAAAUUUCAAAUUCCUAUGAAGAGUUCCUUACAAGAAGGAGAAAAUUGUUUAAAAAUACUAUUACCUAAUUCUCAUUCCCCCUUUCCUGCAAUAUCUGUGAUUUCAAUUUAUCAGGAGACGUACCUUAAGGGCACAUUUUUUUUUCCCGAAAGUGACGAGUAGCAGUAUAGCUUUAUUUUGUCUAACAUUUAAUACUCGCUCUUUCACAGUUAUUAGAUAAGUCAUAUAUAUAUAGUUUCUACCAGUGGCGGAAGAAACAAAAUUUUAAGUAAAUACUUAUUUCUCAAUAUUUGGGGCCUUAAAAGAUAAUGCGUUCCCUUAAAGACAUUUCCAUGUUAGAUGGGGUUUUUCCCCUUUGUUUUAAGAUUGGUUCUUAAAAAGCCACUUUAUUGUCAACAUUUAAUGGGCUCCUUUUCUAUUAACAGAAGAUAAUUCAUACUGCUGAGGAAUUACCGUUAAUAAAUAGCCAUCAGUUAACUACCAUCAAACGAAGGUGUUUACUUAGAUUUCAUUUAAAGCUUUUUUCUUGCACACUGAUUAACUGAUCUAAGCUGUUUCUAAGUUGAUCUGUUCAGCGCUAAUAUAACUGUUGAAAAGUGUAAAAACUUGGUAUCUAAGAUGUCUUACGUGUUUUCCUAUUAGGUUUUAAAAAGACAAACGUUGAAUAUCAGUUCCUGAAGGCAGUUUCUUUUGAUACUCUCUGGCACUUGUAUUCUUCAUUAAAAGGUAGUAUUUUAGAUUUGGAGAUGUUAAUGUUUUCUUAAAGGCUUGCAAAGUUUUUGCCAUAUUUCAGUUUCUAUCUCCUAUUAGAACACUAAGAACAAAAUGUUCCUUAGUCGGUUUCACUGGCCUAAAUUUGUAUACUUCAGCACUUACCUGAACUAAUUCACUGUAGGAAUUACUUUGCAAGGUAAAGCAUGUGUGUGUUCCAAACGGUUAGAUUGUAGGUCAUGCUCUGUAUAAAAACAUCAAAUCAUGACCGCAGAGAAGUGAUCAGGCAUUGGAUCCAUUGUUGAAACUAUCCUUUUUGGAAUCAACAAGGUACUUUCUGACUUCUAUUUCUUAUCUAAAGGAAUUUUAAAUAAAUUUUAAAGUCAGUUAAUUCUCACUUUUUGUUAAUGGUUUUUAAAAAUUUUCGUUAAUCCAAAGAAAUAAUGUUUUUAAAUAGAAGCAACAGGUUUACAGUGUGCAAACUGUAGAUUUAUUAAUUACCUCAGCAGGUAUCCUGCCAUGUAAUUAUUAGUGAUUAGCAUUAAUAAGUUAAUAGAUUUAGGUCUUCUGACUAUGCCCUUGGAUUGUGGCCCACCAUAUAUUACUAAACAGUCUCUUAGUGUCCAAAAAUGGGAGCAGAUGCUGUUGUUCCCUCUCCCUUGACCUUUUAAGUUCCUUACCUCCUCCCAACUCAAAAUAUAACACAUGAAGUAAUGAAAUCUCACUUCUUGUUAGCACUGCUUAUUUGCAUAAUCAGCACUGGAUCAGUGAGUAGCUUCAUAAAAAUCUAUCCACCCCAGCUCUCUUAAUUAAAACAAUUAAGUUCUGAAUUCAUACUAUGAAUUCUUAACUCAUACCAUCUGUAUUAAUAAUCUGCUGAAGGUGAUCCAAGGUUUUCAAGGUGUGUCACAGUCUGAUCCUGUGCCGACCAGAUGUUUUACUUCUCACAGUUAUCUCCUCCUUGAUAAAGCAAUAACACUGCUUUAAGUCUGCUGCCUACGCAUGUCAUAAUCCUUUCCUGGAUGGUGAUUUUAUAGGAAAGUUUGUAUGCAUAUCACCCAGUCUAUCUUUUAAAAAUUAAGAAAAUUAAAUGUAUGCUGGAGCUAAUGACAAUAUAUUGUGGCAUUUUAUUUUAAAAAUUGGGGAAAGUUGCAUAUUUUUUUAAAAGUAGGUGUUUGAGUAAAAAAAAUUGAAGGUACUUUUUUAAGAAAAUUUAUAUGCCUCAGUUUACAUAGACAUUUCAGAUUUCAACAUGUACUCUGGGAUAUAAUGGUUUCUUUUACUUGGUCAAAAUGCAUGUAUAGCAUUUCUUCCAUCUUGGUUCCUUGUGUUUGCCUUUGUGGUCUUUUAUAUAUAUUUUUUAUUGUAUCAGAGAAACACAGUUAACUCCAUUUGGAUAUAUUUGUCAUAAUCAAACUACAAAAUGUACAAAAUUAAGUUCAGCUAUCUUGUAGCAAGUGAUCUUUAAAAUUAAAAAAAAGCUGUUCUUUUAAAUUCACCAAAUUUGUAUGUGGAAGGCACAGAGAUGAUUUUCUGGGUGCCACUGCAAUAUUCCCUUUCAAGUGUGGCCUGAAUUUCAAUCUUAAGAACGAAAUGCAUGUCUGCUCCUGGUCUGAAAAAUGUAGGCAUUUACUAUGUUUUAAAUAAGCAAAAGAUGUCUAUAAGCCUAUCAGAAAAGAUUUGUGCAAUCUGAAAGCCUGUUAAUUUUCUAUGUAGAAAUAACUGACACACGAAAGGGUCAAAUUCAUAGCCUUACUAGUUCCUUGCUUCCAGUAUUUCAACUGGUCUCCUUCCCUCAUUAUUUUUUUUAUUACUACUACUACUACUACUACUACUACUACUACUAUUACUACUACUACUACUACUACUACUACCACCACAACUCCUAUUAUUUUUGCACAUAGUUAACUACCCUUCAGUAUGAUUCUUAAAGAAAAAGUGCUGUUUCUGUGGUAUUGUAUUCUCUAAAUAAUCAUAUUUAAUUUUUUUUAAAAAGUUGCAGUUUCUAAUUGUUCCGUUCCUGUGUUUUUUGCUGGUGUGUAAUAAAGACAAGAUUUUCUUUUCAUGGUUAUUUAAUACAUUAGCUGCCUGUAAAUAUUUCUUGUUAUAAUGCUCUGGAAUGUGUUGUAGAAGUUGUACUAGAUUAGUUUAAAUUCUUGUUUGAAAGCC
Pteronotus mesoamericanus is the source of this 8167-nucleotide messenger RNA. It is a transcript of the gene TRIM33, whose product is annotated as tripartite motif containing 33. NCBI's taxonomy places the organism in Eukaryota, Metazoa, Chordata, Mammalia, Chiroptera, Mormoopidae. The transcript has 20 exons. Gene Ontology annotation, cellular component: chromatin. The coding region runs from base 1 to 3381 and encodes 1126 amino acids. Gene Ontology annotation, molecular function: protein binding; zinc ion binding. The record is from RefSeq and is a predicted model, not a curated record.